CAGGCACCAGAGCCUCACCAAAGCUCAUCUGAGGGAGAGGGAGACGGAGAGAAGAAGGAGAAUGCUGAGGGGAGCAGCGAUGAGGAGGGCAAACUGGUGAUUGACGAACCAGCGAAAGAUAAGGAAAAGCUGGAGAAGACUGGAUCAAAGCGAAAGUCGGUCACUCCGACAAAGGUCUGCGCAAAGCGACCCUGUGAUUCCAAGGAGGGGGAACAGGAGGAUGGGGGCGAGGACGGAGGGGAGGUAACCCAGCCUGUCCCAGCCCAGGAAGGAGAGCACGGUGAGGAGGAAAAGGAGAACAAGACCAUCGUCAGCCCCAGCGAGAAGACAGAGAGCGAGGUGGCCAAUGCCACGGAACCCCAGACAAAGGAAGAGGGGGCUGAGGCUGCAGCUGUUUAAGAGGAUGAAGCUGAUACGCCCAGACCAGCCUUUUUGCAGAUGCGUAAACCACCCCCACCCCCCUCUUUCUCUCCUCUUCCCCCCACCCCUCCCCCUCCCCUCUGGCCCCUCUGUCCACCCUCGUUCCCCUGAUUGCUGAGGAAUUUUAUUUUUCAUUUGAAAGAAGAGAAUUGUUCGUGCUGUUAGCAGCUUUUUACACCAAUGUCGGGCCCUGGGCUCGCUUUUACGCCGGUACCCAACCAUGCGACUCGGAGCCCUGCUCGCCAUGGGGGCCAAGGUACACCGCGGUUACCGGUACGGCAUGAACAGACCGUGGACCAUUGCAGCCCAGAGGAUCAACCCUCCGGGCCGGCAGCGCAGGAAGGUGGUUGUGGAGCCCAUAGCGCAGCACGAGUGGAAGAUCUUCCGAGGGGACACGGUGGAGGUUCUGAAGGGGAAAGACACCGGCAAGCAGGGGCAAGUCACCCAGGUGAUUCGAGCUCGGAACUGGGUGAUCCUGGAGGGACUCAACACGCAUUACCGUUACAUUGGCAAGGUGGGAGAGCACAGGGGAACGUACAUUGCCAGCGAGGCACCGCUGCUGCUCCGCAACGUGGCACUGGUGGACCCCAGCGACCGGAAACCGACGGCAGUGGAUUGGCGAUACACAGAAGAGGGAGAGAAAGUCCGAGUGUCCACUCGCACGGGUCGAAUCAUCCCCAAGCCUGUGUUCCAGAGGAGAGACGGGAUCGUCCCAGAACAGUGGAAAGAUGGGCCGAAGGACACCAGUGUUGAGGAUGCUCUGGAGAACUCGUACACACCGGCUCUGAAGACGUUUGAAGAAGAAGUGAUGGAGAAAAUGGGCAUAGAUGAAAUCAGCCGUCCUCGGAGGUCAUACUGGUACUGAACACGUAAAUAACCCAAGCCAGGAGGGAGAGAUUAACCUGCUGGACACUCACAGUGAUGGCUUGUACAGACCCUGAAACGUGUUGCUCACCAUAUUUAACGCAACGUAAUUAAAGUUUUUUUUCUACAAGAAAA
Messenger RNA from Carcharodon carcharias (great white shark), 1419 nucleotides. It is a transcript of the gene mrpl24, whose product is annotated as mitochondrial ribosomal protein L24. The transcript has 8 exons. Gene Ontology annotation, biological process: translation. Gene Ontology annotation, cellular component: mitochondrion; ribosome. Gene Ontology annotation, molecular function: RNA binding; structural constituent of ribosome. Lineage: Eukaryota; Metazoa; Chordata; Chondrichthyes; Lamniformes; Lamnidae. The record is from RefSeq and is a predicted model, not a curated record. Bases 641 to 1285 code for a protein of 214 amino acids.